Molecule: messenger RNA, 1362 nt
Organism: Zymoseptoria tritici IPO323
Lineage: Eukaryota; Fungi; Ascomycota; Dothideomycetes; Mycosphaerellales; Mycosphaerellaceae
Exons: 3
Source: RefSeq, a predicted model, not a curated record
GAAGAGGUUCAAAGCAAUGCGGAAUGGGUCAACUCGGGAAAAUACUGGCUGGAUCGCCAGGCAUGUCGAUGGUUCGGUCUCUGCGGGACGAUGCACAUGUUGAACAAGGACGCUUGGACGUGGACAAAAGCCGAGGCCGAUGACCCGGACAAUCGCGACAUCAGCGACUGGUGGACGUCCGGGUCUGAUGAUCCGGAAAAGUGGACAAAAGAGGAGAUCAAGCUGCGCAAGAUUCCUCAAUACGUGCUGGAUCACGCUCCAUAUGUUCAUUUGUUCUCGGGAGAGCAGUUCUGGCCCGGUGAUUUGAGCGAGCAUCUCAUUCAUACCACGCCAUUUUUGAAUUAUUCGCGCAUAUCGGAUCUUGAUGAGGAGAGGAAUUUGACAAACCUGCAUGAGUUGAAUGAUUAUGCGGAAGGAAAGCACAGCAGAUUCAUGUACCUCGGUGCUCUGGACAAUGUAGAGGAGCGACCGAAGUGGUUGGUCGGAGGGAAGAAUAUUCCCAAAAUGCCCGCGCAGAACGAUGGCGAUCUGGAUUUGGAUUACCCAUGGCCUGACCCAAACGAUGACUUGAAGGACUUUGAUUUGGAGGCGGCGAAGCAGCAGACGUUGGACGACUUCUAUCAUAAGGAAGGCAUCUCAACAAAAGGCGAAGUCCCUGCCGAGCAUCUCCCCUCUGACCGCACUGCAAGACCACACCCAGACCUCCGCCGUCGCGAUCAUGACCCUACCCUCGACAACCCUUCCCACAAACCACAACCCGGCGGAAAAUCCUCCGCCCCAGCCAUCCUCAUCGUCGUACCCAAACCCGACGGCGUCGUCGACGCCUUCUGGUUCUUCUUCUACUCCUUCAACCUCGGCCAAACCGUCCUCAACAUCCGCUUCGGCAACCACGUUGGCGACUGGGAACAUACCACCGUCCGCUUCGUCAACGGCAAACCCACCCAAAUCUUCCUCUCCGAACACAACUUCGGCCAGGCAUUGACCUACUCCGCCGUGGAAAAUCGCGCCAAACGUCCCGUCGUCUACUCCGCCCUCGGAUCCCACGCCAUGUACGCCACCCCCGGCUUGCACCCGUACAUCCUUCCCUUCGGCCUCCUCCACGACGAAACCGAUCGCGGCCCACUCUGGGAUCCGGUGCAAAACUUCCAAGCGUACACCUACAACCCCCUCACCCGCACCGUGCGCUCUUCCACUCUCAACCCCACGAGUCCGACCCAAUGGUUCGACUUUGCGGGUCACUGGGGGGAUAAAUUUUAUGAGUUGGGGGAUCCGAGACAGUAUCGAUUCGCUGGACAGUAUCAUUAUGUCAAUGGACCGACGGGACCGAAGUUCAAGAAUCUGGGCCGGAGGGCGGUCUGUCAG